This is a messenger RNA of Medicago truncatula (barrel medic), 1447 nucleotides long. RefSeq lists its product as uncharacterized. The coding region runs from base 186 to 1073 and encodes 295 amino acids. NCBI's taxonomy places the organism in Eukaryota, Viridiplantae, Streptophyta, Magnoliopsida, Fabales, Fabaceae. The record is from RefSeq and is a predicted model, not a curated record. The transcript is spliced from 5 exons.
CACGCAAUAACAACAAUUCUCCCACGAAAACGAAAACAAUAAAACAUCCUCAAUCCAAUGAGUUAAAUUUUCCUUUCACCUUCUUCAACUACCAAAAAUCUCAAAUCUAAAAAAUUUCAAAAUUUCGCAUUCGUGAAAUCAAAUUCCUAAAAUUUCAAUCGAGUAAUUUAAUCAAUCAAACUACAAUGGCAGAAAACGCUCCCGAAACGGUGCCGUUUACUUCACAACCUCUUCCGCCUUCUUCUUCUUCGCAGAAAUCGCCACAAGAUCCAUCUCAGUUUCAGGUCCCGACUUUUUCCAAUUUGCCGGCCUAUCCGGCUGGAUAUUACCAAAUGUUUCCUGGUAUGCACCCUGCAUUGAUUCCAGGGUUGACUCCACCACAAACUGAGGAACAUGCAAACCGUGGAGCUGGCUUAUAUGCUGUUCCUGUUAAUCCUUUUGAUAGACAUGUUACCGGACUUCCAUACAACACCCUGAUUCCAUUGACUUACCGCACACCUACGCCAAGUUCUGAAGCUGCUGCCGGUGAAAAUCAGGGGCAAGCAGCACAGCAACAACAUCCUCAGCAGCCUGCACCUCAGAGACAAGUUGUUGUAAGGAGAUUUCAAAUUGCAUUUCAAAUCGAUUUGCUUCUUAUGUUGAAGCUGGCAGCUGUUAUCUUUUUGUUCAACCAAGAUGGAUCAAGGCAGAGGCUUGUUGUCCUUAUUUUAUUCGCUGUUCUUGUAUAUUUAUACCAAACUGGAGCUCUGACACCGAUUGUAAGAUGGCUUUCACAAAAUAUGCAAAGAGCUGCAGCACCUCCUCGUCCACCAAGACCUGCAGCCAGGGCUGAAAAUGUACCUCCUGCAGGGCAGGUGGUUGCCAAUGCUCCUCCAGCAGAGGGUCAACCUGAUGCUGCCAUUGAGAACCAGCCUGCUAAUGGUGCAGACCGUGCAAUUGAGAAUGAGAAUGUCCCAGAAGCUGGCAGAGGCAAUGGUGGCAACCAGUGGUGGGGCAUUGUAAAGGAGAUCCAGAUGAUUGUUUUUGGAUUUAUCACUUCCCUGCUUCCUGGGUUCCACAAUCAUAUGGAUUGACUUAUUGUCUGUGACAGCAUACCAGAAAAUAGGAGAGGGUUUUCCCGAAUAUGAUAAGGUGUAUAGCAACAGAAGUUUCAAGCGUCAUAACUAAUACAUAUUUAGGUGCAACUAUAAUCCAGCAGAAAACAAAACUAUGGUGAUAAUUUAUAAGGUGUCAUUUUUGUAUCAUUACUUGGAUUGUUGAUAGAACAGUUUUUAUGGCUUCCAGGGCACAGGGAAGUAAUUUGUACUUCAGAGGGGCAGUUGUUAAUCCACCCCUGGUGUCUGUUUAUGAUUGGUAGUGUUUGAUGAGUUGUUUCUUUUCAAUGUCCUCCAAAUUUUCCAAAUUUCCUUCAAUUCAUUUAAUUGUCAGGAGUUUGUCUGCGGAAUCA